This is a messenger RNA of Biomphalaria glabrata, 5830 nucleotides long. RefSeq names its product poly [ADP-ribose] polymerase tankyrase-1-like. NCBI's taxonomy places the organism in Eukaryota, Metazoa, Mollusca, Gastropoda, Planorbidae. Gene Ontology annotation, molecular function: protein binding; NAD+ poly-ADP-ribosyltransferase activity. The record is from RefSeq and is a predicted model, not a curated record. The transcript has 27 exons. The coding region runs from base 15 to 3464 and encodes 1149 amino acids.
AUGAUUGAGUCAAAAUGGCGACGGGUCGUCGAGCAGCACUGACAACAGAAAGUAGUGCACCUUCUCAAAAUGACCCAGGUAGAGAGUUAUUUGAAGCUUGCAGAAAUGGAGAUCUCGGAAAAGUAAAGAAAUUAAUCACUACCCAAAAUGUUAACGCAAAGGAUACUGCUGGAAGAAAAUCAACGCCCCUUCAUUUUGCUGCAGGAUUUGGUCGUAAAGAUGUUGUUGAACACUUGCUGGAAUGUGGGGCAAAUGUCCAUGCAAGAGAUGAUGGCGGCCUCAUUCCACUUCACAAUGCCUGUUCAUUCGGUCAUGCAGAGGUGGUCACACUUCUUUUGAAACAUGGAGGGGACCCCAACGCUAGAGACAACUGGAACUAUACUCCUCUGCAUGAAGCUGCCAUUAAAGGAAAAAUAGAUGUUUGCAUAGUGUUGUUGCAGCAUGGGGCAGACCCAAAUAUCAGAAACACUGAUGGUAAAACGGCACUAGACCUCUCAGAUCCUACAGCCAAAGCUGUGCUUACUGGUGAGUAUAAAAAGGAUGAACUGUUGGAAGCAGCCAGGAGUGGCAAUGAAGAACAGAUGAUGGCUCUACUCACUCCACUGAAUGUCAACUGCCAUGCCAGUGAUGGUAGAAAGUCGACUCCUCUGCACCUGGCUGCUGGGUAUAACAGGACCAGAAUUGUUCACUUACUGCUUCAACAUGGGGCGGAUGUUCAUGCUAAAGACAAAGGAGGAUUAGUUCCACUGCACAAUGCUUGUUCGUAUGGUCAUUUUGAAGUCACAGAAAUGUUGUUGAAGCAUGGCGCCAGUGUGAAUGCGGUCGAUCUAUGGCAAUUUACUCCGCUACACGAGGCAGCCUCCAAGUCUAGGGUAGAAGUUUGUUCUCUUCUUGUGGCACACGGUGCUGACCCAACGCUGGUCAACUGUCAUGGCAAGAGUAUCAUGGAUGUUGCCCCAAGCCGGGAACUACAGGAGAGGUUACAAUUUGAAUACAAAGGCCAUGCACUGCUGGAAGGAGCAAGACAAGCAGAUCUGACUAGAGUGAAAAAAUAUCUGUCAGCGGAGACAGUCAACUUUAAACAUCCGUACACAGGAGAUACAGCAUUACACUGUGCGGCAGCAUCACCCUAUCCUAAAAGAAAACAAGUAGUUGAAGCCUUACUGCGCAAAGGUGCUAACCUGAAUGACAAAAACAAAGACUACUUGGCACCUCUCCACAUAGCAGCUGACAAAGCUCAUUAUGAUGUCAUGGAUGUCUUGUUAAAGCACAAUGCUAAGGUGAAUGCCCUGGAUGGUUUAGGACAAACAGCCUUACACAGAGUUGCUCAACAAGGAAACAUGCAGGCUUGCCGUCUGCUCAUGUCAUAUGCCAUAGAUCCCAGCAUUGUGUCAUUGCAAGGUUACACUGCGGCUCAACUGGCUACAGAAAACAUACAAAAACUUUUAAGGGAAGACCCACCCAUCGGUGGAACAGACAUUGACAUACAGUUAUUAGAAGCAGCUAAAGCUGGAGAUAUAGAAUUAGUCAAGAAACUGGUGGCCACUAACCUUCAUGCAGUGAACUGUCGAGAUGUUGACGGAAGACAUUCUACACCUUUGCAUUUUGCUGCUGGGUAUAACCGUGUUGCUGUUGUUGAGUAUCUGUUGGAGCAUGGCGCGGAUGUCCAUGCUAAAGACAAAGGUGGUCUAGUCCCAUUACACAAUGCUUGUUCUUAUGGCCAUUAUGAAGUCACGGAACUUUUAAUUAAGCAUGGUGCUUGUGUGAAUGUAGCUGAUCUAUGGAAGUUUACGCCGCUCCAUGAAGCUGCCUCCAAAGGAAAAUUUGAAAUUUGUAAAAUAUUAUUGAAACACGGAGCAGAUCCCAAUAAGAAAAAUCGAGAUGGUCACACACCACUAGAUCUAGUCAAGGAGGGAGAUCAAGAUGUGGCAGAUCUUCUAAUAGGUGAUGCAGCUCUGCUUGAAGCUGCCAAAAAGGGGAAUUUGGCCAGAGUGCAGAAGCUGUCUACAGAAGAGAACAUCAAUUGUCGAGAUACACAAGGCAGAAAUUCAACACCUCUGCAUUUAGCUGCUGGCUACAAUAAUGUUGAAGUAGCAGAGUUUCUACUUGAAAAUGGUGCGGAUGUAAAUGCUCAAGACAAAGGAGGACUGAUACCUCUCCACAAUGCUUCCUCCUAUGGGCAUGUGGACAUAGCAGCCUUGUUGAUCAAGUACAACACCUAUGUCAAUGCUCAAGACCGAUGGGGUUUCACACCACUUCAUGAAGCAGCCCAAAAAGGUCGAACUCAACUCUGUGCAUUAUUACUUGCCCAUGGUGCUGAUCCGACUGUGAAGAAUCAAGAAGGACAAACUCCACUGGACCUUACAACGGCUGAUGAUGUUCGAGCUUUGCUCCAAGAUGCUAUGCCUCCUCCUUCACUGCCUCCAUCAUUACCCAAAUCAAAUUUGACACUUUCCAGCAGCUCCUCCUCGUCCAAUAGUCUAUUGAACACCAGCAAUUCAGACAUCAUACAAGGGGCAGUGGGCGGUACCUCUCCCCAGAUCGGAGAUGGCUGUGUGGACAGAUCCAUAGCUGAAGGGGAGAGGACCAUAGAGGGAAUCAGCGUUUCUUCUUUCUUGUCAAGUGUUGGCCUAGAGCAGCUCAGAGACAUUUUUGAGAAGGAGCAAAUAACCAUGGACAUCUUGGUAGAGAUGGGACAUGAGGAGCUGAAAGAAAUAGGAAUCAACGCCUAUGGGCAUAGGCAUAAAAUAUUGAAAGGCGUUGAAAAGCUGAUAGCGUCUAAAGGUGUCCAAAAUGUUGUGGGUGCUCCUAGUCAAGGUACCAUACUCAUUGACCUUUCACCUGAUGACCCAGAAUUCAUUUCUGUCAAAGACCAGAUGAUCUCAACCUUACGAGACCAUAAAGACAAUGUGGGUGGAGUAUUUAAUAGUUACAACAUAUUCAAAAUACAGAAAAUUCGAAACAAACGUUUAUUGGAGCGCUACGGCCACAGAAGGAAAGAAGUUGGGGAAGAGAACCAUGGUCAGCCUAAUGAGCGGCACCUGUUUCACGGGUCACCGUUUAUUAAUGCCAUAGUUCACAAAGGUUUUGACGAGAGACAUGCUUACAUAGGUGGCAUGUUUGGUGCAGGUAUUUAUUUUGCUGAGAAUUCCUCUAAGAGCAACCAGUAUGUGUAUGGCAUUGGAGGUGGUACAGGCUGUCCUGUUCAUAAAGACAGAUCUUGUUACAUUUGUCAAAGACAGCUCUUGUUGUGUCGAGUGACUCUUGGCAAAUCAUUCCUUCAGUUUUCCGCUAUGAAGAUGGCGCAUGCACCUCCAGGUCACCAUUCAGUCAUUGGACGUCCUAGUAGUGGGGGCUUAAAUUAUGCGGAAUAUGUAGUUUACCGAGGGGAACAGGCCUAUCCAGAAUAUCUCAUAACCUUUCAAAUCACCAAGACAGAUCCACCUGAAGCAGCCAAGCCCUAGCACUAUUGGAUGCUCGCUUGAACACACACAUACACACACAAUGUCUUUCCACUGUACAUUUUGUAUAAUAAAAAACAUCUCAAAAAAAAAAAAAAAAGCUGGUCAUGUUUGUAUCUGCAGAAGUUUUGAUUUCAACUGUCUGUAGACACAAGGAUAAUGUAUUAUUUCGGUUGAUGUAGAAUCUAACAAAUUAAAUAUGAUUAAUUUAUGUACAGAAUGUUUAUGAGUUAUGUGAAAAGUGAAACUCAUUCUUCAAAUAUGAACACUUCUUAUUGGUCUUAUUCUCUCCUUGAAAAAAGUUAAUUACAGUUGAGGCAGAAGAUUGAAUUGAUUAACAUUAGUUCUAAGAUUUCUUGUUCCUAGUAAUUUACCUCCAUUUCUUCUCUUUUUUUCUCAUUGUCACGGCUUCUUUUAUAGUGAAUCAAUCUUACCUGUGAAAAAUAGGAGUCUUUUUAAUUGCUAGUGUCUAUUAGAGGAAAUUUAAAAUUCUAGUACUAGUAAAUGUUUCACGAAUGUUUUAAUAAAAGAUAUGUUAUUUUAAAAGUAGAGAUCUAUAUUGUCAUGGUUAUAAUGUUUUAAAAUCUACCUGAUUCUCGAUGCAACUAGCUCGACUUUGUUUACCAAUCCCAGUUUUCCUGUGUGAGGAGGGUUGACAAAUUGUGUAAAAUGUCUGUUAAAGAUUGUAUGCAUGCGAAUGUUUCUUAGAGCAGGGGCACUUGGGUACACCAACUCCACAACAUGUUUACAUUUGCAUCAUUGCCUUCUGUUUUGUUCUCAUUGUACACACCUGACUCCUCAGUGUAAGAAUGUCUUGGUUAUAAAACUUAUGAAGAGCUCAUUUCUCUUGACAUGAUCUCAUGAAUAUGUAGAUGUGUUGUGUCACUGUGAAAUAUCUUUGCAUGUUGAGACUUUUAUUAAAUACUUGGGUUGUUUUACUUUGUGUUUUUUACUGAAAAACUGACAAAAUGUGUAUUGACUUGGACAUUAUGCUAUGAUCUGGUUACUGUAGCCGCAGGGGCUGGCCUUAGAAUUAGGCGAACUAGGCAGCCACCUUCGGUCUCAAAACUCUAAACCAUUUUUUUUUAGAGAAGAUUUUAAACAAAUUGUGUAAUUUUAUUUUUUUUAAAUUUCAAUAGAGGGCCACUAAAUUCAUUUCGUCUAGGGCCUCUGAUAAUCUAAGGCCGGCCCUGCUCUAGACAUUACAGUGACAUUGGCUUGAUGUGCCUUCUUAAGGAUACUGCAUUGAUUCUCAUUCAUUGACAUUCAUUUGUUACAUUUACAUGAGGACUUAGGUCAUGGUUCACUACCAGCAUCACACAGGGGUCUACAACAAUGACUGUUGCAGUGUUCCUUUUGACAUCUCAACUGGCCUUUAGACAUAGACGUCUCAGUAACUUUGGUGUCCUAUACAUUACUACAAGUGAAGUGUUUUCUAGGGAUUUAAAUUUGGUGUUUUUCUCUAGUAGUUUAUGAAAGUUUGUUCAUUUCCAAUUGUCAAAAAGUAUAUGUUUAUGGAUUGUCUAAUAAUUUUUUUUUAAAAACUGUUAUUGUGUGGACAUGGUUCUUGACAAAUACAAAGUAUGUUCAAUGUUUUAUUAGUAUUAUGGUGGACUGAGUGUCAUAUGUACAUACCGAUGUGUAUUUAUUUAUUUAUUGGGGAUUUGACAGACAUUGUGUUUUGUUUUCAAAAGUAAUUUUGUGUAGUAACAAUUGUUUCAUGAACUCCCAUCAGUUCCAGGAAUGCAUUUGUCCUUAUCAACUUCAUAUGUCAGUCUGUCACAGAGUAAGGAAACACUUUAAUGUUAAGUAUCCAUUGUGUUGAAUUAAUAUAGCCAACCCAUUGAGCUAAUUAUGUGAAUAAAAGAAAUUCCUUUUCAGGGACCAGACUUUCAUUGAAUUGUUUGCUGGUAUCAAUCAUAUUUAUUUGAAGUCUUUAUCUAUUGUCUAGCUGACUAUUCAAUGAUUGCUACAUCUUACAUCUGUAUACUGAUGCUUUGACAGAUAUUUUGUGUAGAUUUGAUUCAGAGAUAUCAUAGUAGAACUUUGUAAACACUAUUCACUUUAUAUUAAGAUCUUUGCAAAUUAGUCCUUAACAUUUUCAACAACUGAUGCUUCCACAACUAAUGUUCAAUAUAUUUUGACUCCCAAAGACGUAAUUUCACUCUCAUAUUUGUUUUCAUGAAUUUGUUUGACUUCUGUAUAGAUCAUGUUUUGUUUUGUCCCUUGAAUCUUGUACAUAGUUAUAAAUAGCUUGUAAACUUUGACAGUACUUUAGAUGGAAGUAAGUCCACGGCAUGAAAUGUGAAUACAUGGUUGAAUGCUGUCCCUAUGUGCUAUAAUACAAUAAAAAAGAGGAUUGAUACAUU